UUGAUGGAUUAAAGCUAAGCAGCUCCAUUGCUGAGUACCACCUGAUCUCUCUCCCACUGCCGCCCCAUAUAAGCCUGGCUGACUGCUGAUCUCAGCUAGUCUCACAGUGCCUCUCUCUCUCUCUAUCCCUCUGUCUUUCUCUCUCUCUGUCUUUCUUUACUCUCUUUCCUCUCCUCUUCCACUGUCUUUCUGUCUUUUCCUUUCUCUAAGCAGCCCCCACUGCAGCCCAGAAGCUAUCCAGUGCUGAACGUGUUUUCAUUUUUUCCCCCCCUGUUUUUUUUCCACGAAUGGGAGAGAGAGGGAGUGUAUGCAUGUGCGUGUGGUCCGUACAGUAGAGCACACACACAGCAUUGCAUCGUCCGUCGUCUCUCUUCUUGUCUGCUCUCCAUUUUCUUUAUCACCAUCCAUCAUUCUUUUACUCCUUUUUUUUCCCUUGGAUCUUUUUAUUUCUUUAAGUUGAACCGAUACACGGAUACACGAUUCAGCCUUCGUUGCUGCACUGCUUUUUGCUCCAGGAGUCAUUUUUUCCCCCCAAUUUAUUCCUUCUUCGACGUCCAUGCGUAGUGCUUCUUGUGUGUGUGAAUCAUGCCCCGCUCCUUUCUGGUGAAGAAGAUCAAGCUGGAUGAUUUCUCUUCGUCUCCUGUGGUGGCAUCUAACCAUCAUCAUCACCAUCACCAUCACCUGGAUGAGUCCUACACUUUCACUCGCUCUAUCACGGACUCUGUAACCAGUUUGGGCAUCCGGCUCAGUGAGAAUGGCUACCUUCAGGAUUACAUCAGCCCAUCAACGUAUCAGGGUGAGAAGAAGCUCAGCUCGGCUGUGUCUGACCCACUCUACGCUCCGGUAAACAGUGGAGGAGAGGAGUACUGUGAGCCAGACUUGGAGCAUCCGGACAGCCCUCAAUCCGGUCUGACGGCCCGCGGCUACUACAGCGGUGAGUCUGAAAGCCAGAGUGACGGCUUCACAGCGGACGGCUUCUUCAUCUCAGAUGGCCGUUCACGUAGAAGGGCUGAGUCCAAGGAGGCACGCAAGAGUGGUGUGGAAGUAAAGGAGUCGGGCGCGAGACACACGUGCAACGAGUGCGGCAAGACAUACGCCACAUCAUCCAACCUGAGCCGCCACAAGCAGACGCAUCGCAGCCUGGACAGCAAGAUGGCACGCAAGUGCCCGACAUGCGGCAAGGUGUACGUGUCCAUGCCAGCGCUGGCCAUGCAUGUGCUCACGCACGACCUCAAGCACAAGUGCAGUGUGUGUAGCAAGGCAUUUAGCCGCCCCUGGCUGCUGCAGGGUCACAUGCGCUCACACACUGGUGAGAAGCCAUUCGCGUGCGCUCACUGUGGCAAGGCCUUCGCCGAUCGCUCCAACCUGCGUGCCCACAUGCAGACGCACUCUGCCUUCAAGCACUACCGCUGCAAGCGCUGCCACAAGACCUUUGCGCUCAAGUCGUACCUGAACAAGCACUAUGAGUCGGCCUGCUUCAAGGGCUCCGGAGAUGAGGAUGAGUCCGGCUCAGAGAACUGAGCACCACACAGUGAGAAAAUAGAUGAGAAGGGGAAAAAAAAAAUCUUCAUUUAAUUAAUCCUUCACUAAGCCCUUGUAUACACACACACACACACACACACACACACGCACACACAAAUGCGCCUUUUCCCUUCCUUUUUUAGAAAGCAAUAUUUUCGCUGAGAUCACUUUGGGGAAGAAAAAGCAAAACAAUAAUGAGAAGACAAUAAUGAACAAAUGCUGGAUUUGUCUUCACUCUUGUUGCUAACGCAGUCCACAGAUACACUGCAACAUACUCUGAGUACUCCUCUCUCCUUCUUUCUCUUUCUCUCCUCUUCCCUCAAACACACACACACACACACACACACACACACACACGCACACACAUUAUGAGGCCUGGCAUGUGAAUUUUUAACAGUGACUAUAAUAAUAAUAUUAAUAAUAAUAAUAAUAAUAAUAAUAACAAUAAUAAUAACAACAACAACAAUAACAAUGAUAGUAAUAAUAUUUAGAAUCCUGAUAUUUUAUAGCAAAUAAUUUAAAAAAGAAACAAAAAAAAAAAACGACAAAAAAGGACAACGGUGUUCCUUCUUUUUUAGAAACAAACAAAAAAUGACCUCAUGUAUUUUUAUGCUGCUUUUUUGUUUUGCUAAGAGCUGAAUUCUUUUGCAACUGCCAACUUUUAUGACAAUGUCAAUAAUGACAGUAUUUGCAAAAAAAAGGCCACUUAAAAAGUUAAAAACUUUUUUUCUGCCAAUCUUUAGUAAAAUCUUACUUCAACAGGUGUUAUUUUUCUAUUACAAUCCCAACCUCCAGCAUUUUAUUUAUUGUCUUUUGGUUUGCCAAUCAACCCAAAAUGUCAUCGAAGUGUGAUCUUUGGGAACGGGAGUGUUUUGUGGACUCAUCAGAAUACAGUGGUUUUGUCACCAUGCACAUAUUUCAAGGACUUAACAAGGAAGGUGUAACUUAGAGACACUUCUGGUUUAAAACCCGUUGCUUUCGGUCCUGUUUAACAGGAUGCAAUAUCUCAGUAUAUGAAUCCAUCUCACAAUUCAUAGUGACUCUAAUGAGGACAUUUAAAAGCAAUCGCAACCCACAAUGCAGGUCUUCCUCUGCCAUUUUGGCUCAAACUGACUCUUCGAGUGUUCCCUCUACCUGGAAAUACUUCCCCCCACUUCCAAUCUAGCUAUUACCUCACUGAGAGGCAGGUACGACCUCUGACCCGUCCAUCCCCAACUUUCAUCAUUCACCUCUGUCAAAAAAGUGACCUCAUUUCCUACCACAUCAGUAUUAUUUUAUUUAUGUAUUUAUUCAUAUACUAUUUAUUCUUUUAUUUAAGUAUUUAUUACUUUUUUCUUAUUUAUUGGUGUUAUUUAUUUAAUGUAUUCAUCUGUGUAUUUAGAAUACUAAAUACCGUCAUUGACCUUGUAAGAUGCUGCUCUUGAAAGAAAAAUGUUUAUAUGCAUGAUGAAACUGUAGGAAAGAAAAAGUCCAUGCGACUUCUAGCAUUUUUUUGUCUCUCUCUCUCUCUCUCUCUCUCUCUCUCUUUUUUUUAAGAGGAACAAUGUACAGCAUUUGAGAAGUUGGAAUGAUACUUUGUUUCACAGGCAAUAAUUUUUUCUCGGCACGGCAAUGGACUUGUAUAAUCAUAGCUGUCCUGUCUGCAGACCACUUAGGGCAAUAAAUGAACGAGCCUGAACACAAACCACAAAGUCAUCCUCCAUCUCGUUGUUGUCAUUUUUAUUUGGGAUAAAUUAGUUUCGACUUGGGAAAAUCAUACCCUCAGUAAUGCCUAGGCAUACGUUGCACCCUAAUGAUAGUAACACUUCAUUUAUAUCCAUAAACAUUACUCAUUUCAUCUCUAGUGUAAAAUAAAUUACAAUUAAAUGAACCAUUUUCUUUUUCAAGCUUGUACUGACUAGCAGUGCUCUUAAUAACAAAAUAUGAGGUAGUUUUUCUUUCCUAAUUUAUCUCACAUCAUACCCGGGAAGAUCACCUAAUCAAGUCUAAAUUAACACUGGUGCUGAUGCUGUGUAGCCAAGUUUUGUCAUUCAGGCAAAUUAAUGAUUUGUAUAGUGUUUACCAUGUGCCAUGUUAUGGCAAUAUACAGUAUUAUAUUACAAUAGCUGAUGACAUAUUCAAAUGCGAUUUGUAAAAUUCCGCUCACAGAAAUUAAUCGCCAUAAGAGCAAUACUGUAACAUUUACCUUGAUGAUAUAAUAUCACCACUAAUGAUUACUUUAGAGUUAUUAUACUCUAUAACUAUAGAGUUAUAUAGAUACUAUACUAUCUAAGAAAAAAUACAUUUGAUAGGACACAUUUAAUCCAAUUAUCUUUCAACAUUAUGUUUUUCAAACAUACCACAUUGUCAUUUCUUCAGAGGCAAUAUGUAAAGCCUUGUAGUUAAGCCUUAGUCUGAUAAGCUACCAUGAUCUGAACACUUGGUUCUGCUACAGUACUCGCUUCAAGCCAUUGAAAUUCAUUACCUGGUUCAAACAGCAAUCUGCAAGUUUUGAAUGCCUCACUGCCUUUCAUUAUGGAAAACUCACACAAACUUCUCACAUGAGUUUUUAUUUUUAAUUGUUUAGAGGCACAUUAAAUGACAUGUUUUAUCAAAUUUCUAACAUGUACAUCAUUCAUUUUCCACAUAUGAUUUUGACAGAUAAUUCAUUUCAUUUUUACUGUUCCAUGUACUGUAUGUCAUAUCCUUUUAUUUGUCAUGCGUCAUGUCAUAUUCCUCACAUAAUCACAUGUGAAAUCUAAAGUGAUUUACAAAAAAAAAAAAAAAAAGAAGUAAAACUUACUCCAACUAAUUUAUGAGUCCUAGCAGUUAUAGUUAGGAAAAGUCUAUCAAAGAGUAAUCAUUUUCAGAUAUAAUGAUCCUAAUACCAACACUGAAAACAGUGCUGCCAUAAAAGGCAUUUAAUAUCUUUAAUGACGCUGAUGCCGAGCAAGCAGUGUGUACAAGAUUAAAGGAUAAAUAGUUUCAGUUAUAGAUUAGGGUUAUUAUGAUCAUUUUCCGUGUGUGUAUUGUAUGUGUCUUCAUUUACCCCUGCCUUUGAAGUCAGGCUGCUGAAAAUAAGCAACGAAACAACAAUGAUUAUCAAGAUUACCUUCAUCUGUGGCACAUUUAGGCCGCACUUUUAUCUGCGCUACAGAUGGGGAAGGGAAAUCAGAACAGGGCUCUAAAUAAAGUGGGCCAGGGGAUGGAGAUUUGUCCAAAGGAUAGUGAUGCUAUGUUUAAUGGCUUCUCUUACUGAGAGAGGAAACCUGACAGGUCCGAAAAACCUGCAGGCUAAUAAUCGAGCAUUACAGUGCAGUCUGUACCUGCACCUAGCUUUCAGCAUGCUAAAAAUAAAACAGCAUGGAAAGAAGGACGCGUACACUGUCUCAUUACGUCCUCCUCAUCAAGGUUGAUGCCUCUGCGCUGUGAUGUUAAGCGUAGCUUCUAGACAGGCGGCGUUUGACGUCGGGUCAGGAGUGAGGUUCAGAGCGAAUAUCCGUCACUGGUGACAGGGUGAAGUAAACAGAACAGUAAUGAUGGCAUCGGUGGCGUGCAGCAGUGAGACACAAUUUUGUUCAAAUACUGCGAUGUAGACAUAGAGUGUAGUAGUAGGAGUGUAUGGUGUUAUUAUUCCUUUCUAGAAGUUCCGGAUUCAAGCUCAGUCUAGUAAAUGAUGGACUCUUAAAUGAGUAUUCGCUCGAUCCCUCUGCUUUAAAUUUAUUUUUUUUAUUGAUAUCUCUAUGUAGUUUUAUCACUCGAAUCCCCUCUCUCUUUUUUCCCUAGCUGUCAUUCUUUUUCUCGUUCCCUCUCUCUCAGGGUGAACAGGUGCUAGUGGACAGGCGGGGAGACAGAGAGAGUAAUUGAGGCUGAGUCUGACCUUGACGAGGAAGGUCGAGCCAGCAGCAGGCGAAUGCACCGUCAGCGCUUUGCAUAUUCUAAAUCGGACGACACAAUAUCCGUAAUAGUGUGAAACCUACAGGGAAUCAGAGAUGAGCUUCUCUACCCAUCCCUUCCCCUCCCACCAUCUCUUCCUCCAUUCUCUCAAUCCAUCCAUCCACCCACACAUCCAUGACCUCUCCUUUAACAAUUGAUUUUCAUUGUCCUCAAAUCAGUGUGGUUCAAGUCUGCGAGUGCAGCAGCGGAGACAGCAUGUAGACACUUGUCCUGCUCCCAGCUUCUCAGCCCAGUUCAUUACCCACCAAUGCAUCAUGUCUGCGAAUGAGUCAUUAUUUUUCAUCUUUCGCUCAUUUGUCUUUGUCUCUCUCCUUUUUUUUCUCUUGCAUACAAGCUUUCAAACCUAAAGCCUAAGAUUAAAAGCAAUGAUAAACCCACUGAAUUAUAAAUCGUUUUAUUAUGCAAAGCCCUUAGUAACACGAAUAACCGCCUUUACGAGGACAUUUGAAUAUUUAUAACUAGCUUUACCUCUCUAUUUUUUCUUCACAAUCGAAAAAAUAAUAAACCAUUUUUAUUGUAUGUCAAGCAAUGUCAGUAUUAGGAUGGGGAAUCCAGUCGGCAUUUUGUCCAAAGGUCACAGUUGGCUAUUAGGGACUAUCACCAGAGGACAACCACCAGAUUUUCAUGGAAAAAAACAUUGUUCCUCUCUGAUAAACUUGUAAAUAUGUUUGUAAAUAUGUUACAGCAAUAAUACGACACUGCAUGUGGAAAAAAAAAUCAGAUCCCUUUGCUUUAUCUCCUUUCUUAGAUUUUUUUUUUCAAUUGUAUAAACUGGUACCAGUAAAGGCCUGGACAGAAAACACAAAAUCAGGGACACGCCUUCUUUAGCCAAUUAUCUGCUGUGGCUGCAUUGACCAGUUGUUGUCAACAUGGGAUCAUUCUCUGUAUUAGGAGAUCUGUUGAUGUUCGCUCUCUUUCUGUUUUUUUUUUUCCUUCCUUCUGUCUUUUGUCUAAGUGCCCAGCUUGGCUGCGCAGUAAAGAAAAGUGCCAAAAAAUAAAAGUAUAAUUUCCAUAACAAAAGCCUUCGACUUAUGGUGGCCUUCUCACAAGCCUCCAUAUGGUCCUCGAACGACAGAAUUUAGAUUUUCACUCUUCUUUCUUACUCUCCCCACACUCUAUUACUCUCCUCUUUUUUCGAAAUAUGAGGAAAAAAUGUUAAGCCAUGACUGAGAAUGAUUGAUUUUUUUCUUAUUUUUCUUUGUACCACUGUUAUUAGAAGUGGGGAUAAUACUGGUCAUAACGAUGAUGAUGAUAAUGACAAUAAUAAAACCAAUAGCACAAAUAA
Molecule: messenger RNA, 6742 nt
Organism: Clarias gariepinus (North African catfish)
Lineage: Eukaryota; Metazoa; Chordata; Actinopteri; Siluriformes; Clariidae
Gene: scrt2
Product: scratch family zinc finger 2
Exons: 2
Coding region: 586-1521 (311 amino acids)
Biological process (GO): regulation of DNA-templated transcription
Molecular function (GO): RNA polymerase II cis-regulatory region sequence-specific DNA binding; DNA-binding transcription factor activity, RNA polymerase II-specific
Source: RefSeq, a predicted model, not a curated record